UCUCAUUGGGAAACACAAAACUCUCGUCCCCCAAAGCAUGAAAAUGACAUAGCUCUUCCCUAUUUAAAUCCAUCAACCCCAACCCAAUUUCCAUCAACUCUAAGUGCUUUCAACAUCAUUAACCAAGCAAAGUUGACAGAAAACCAACCAUGAAGAACCUAUUGUUUUCCAUGCUCCUACUCUCAUUCCUCUUCUUCCUUGCCAACCAAGGGGAGGCAGCUGUUCCAUGUAAUACUGUGGAUGCCAAGGCAGCUGCAUGCGUUGGCUUUGCAACUGGCAAGGCUACAAAGCCCUCCGCUGAAUGCUGCACUGGGCUGCAGCAGCUUGCUCAAACUGUGAAAUCCGUUGAUGAUAAGAAGGCCAUCUGCAGAUGCUUGAAGGCUGCCGCCAAGUCACUGGGAAUUCAGGACAAGUUCUUGAGCAAGAUUCCUCAAGCUUGCAACAUCAACGUUGGUUUCCCUGUCUCCAUCAACACCAAUUGCGAGACGAUUCACUAAGGUUGUGAUGGAUUAGUCGGGACAAUGCUCCUUGAAGAACGCCCUUAGACAGUUCGUAGCUGGUUAGAGUUUGACUAUUGGCUCAAAUAAAACGGUUAAAAUUGUUAAGACAAAGGUUCUGUCGGUCUUUACAGACCCAGACUUUGACUUAACCAUGUAUCCACAAGUUGGUUACUUGGUUUAAGUGGAAUCAGAAUCAUUUCACUUCUUGCAUUUUGCCA
Molecule: messenger RNA, 718 nt
Organism: Theobroma cacao (cacao)
Lineage: Eukaryota; Viridiplantae; Streptophyta; Magnoliopsida; Malvales; Malvaceae
Product: non-specific lipid-transfer protein C, cotyledon-specific isoform-like
Biological process (GO): lipid transport
Molecular function (GO): lipid binding
Source: RefSeq, a predicted model, not a curated record